Molecule: messenger RNA, 1706 nt
Organism: Juglans microcarpa x Juglans regia
Lineage: Eukaryota; Viridiplantae; Streptophyta; Magnoliopsida; Fagales; Juglandaceae
Product: G2/mitotic-specific cyclin S13-7-like
Biological process (GO): mitotic cell cycle phase transition; regulation of cyclin-dependent protein serine/threonine kinase activity
Cellular component (GO): nucleus; cytoplasm; centrosome
Molecular function (GO): cyclin-dependent protein serine/threonine kinase regulator activity
Source: RefSeq, a predicted model, not a curated record
CUUCGUCCUCUCUUACUCUGUACUUGGCACUUGCGAGAGAGAGAGAGAGGGAGAGAGAGGGAGGGACGAUAAAGAGAGCAAGAAGGAAUUAGUCGCCGGUAGGCUGUAGCUUUAGUUCUCGGAUAUAUUCAAGCGAUUAGAAAUGGCGUCAAGACCUAUUGUUCCACCACAACCCAAAGGUGGGGCUGUAGUUGGAGGCAAGCAGCAGAAGAAUGAUGCCGGAGCAAGAAACCGCAGAGCACUCGGUGAUAGGAAUGUGGUAAAUAUCAAAGGAAUCGAAGGCAAGCCUAAUCGUCCCAUCACAAGGAGUUUCUGUGCUCAACUGCUAGCAAAUGCGCAAGCUGCUGCAGCUGCCGAGAAUAACAAGAAACAAGUUUGUGUUAAUGUGGAUGGGGCCCCACUUCUUCUUGAUGGAGUUGCAGCAGGUAAGAAAGCCGGGGCACCAAAGCCACCGCAGAAGAAAGCCAUCGUUAAGCCGAAAGUCGAGGAAGUAAUCGUCAUAAGCCCAGAUACACAGGACGAUGACGCUAAGUCCAAGCUAGAAAACCCUGUGAACAAGAAAAAUGAUGGAGAAGGAAUGUCUAGAAAGAAAGCACAUGCUUUUACUUCGGUCCUUACUGCUCGUAGCAAGGCUGCUUGUGGUUUGACCAAAAAACCUAAGGAGCAGAUUGUCGAUAUUGAUGCAGCCGACGCCGGUAAUGAACGGGCUGCUUUGGAAUACGUUGAGGACAUAUACAAGUUCUAUAAAUUAGUUGAGAAUGAGAGUCACCCUCGUGACUACAUAGACUCGCAGCCUGAGAUCAAUGAAAGUAUGAGAGGGAUUCUGGUGGAUUGGCUGAUAGAUGUCCAUAGGAAGUUUGAACUGUCUCUCGAAACUCUUUAUCUGACAAUCAACAUAAUCGACCGGUUCCUGGCAAUUAAGACAGUGCCCAGGAAGGAAUUGCAGUUGGUGGGCAUCGGUGCGAUGCUCAUGGCCUCCAAGUAUGAAGAAAUAUGGCCACCUGAGGUCAAUGACUUUGUACACCUUUCAGACAGCGCUUACACCAAUGAACAGAUUCUUGUAAUGGAGAAAAUUAUACUUGGCAAGCUGGAAUGGACCUUGACUGUGCCUACACCAUAUGUAUUCCUCGUUCGUUUCAUCAAGGCAUCUCUUCCUGAUCAAGAUUUGGAAAACACGGUCUAUUUUCUUGCUGAGUUGGGUAUGAUGCAUUAUGCGACCAUAAUGCAUUGCCCAUCAAUGAUUGCUGCCUCGGCAGUCUAUGCCGCUCGUUGCACCCUAAAGAUGAACCCAGCUUGGAACGAGACCCUUAAGCUUCAUACCGGCUUCUCGGAACCACAACUGAUUGACUGUGCUAAACUACUGGUGAGCUUCCACUCGACGGCAGCGAAAAGCAGGCUUCAGGCUGUAUACAGGAAGUACUCAAAUUCUGAACGGAGAUCUGUGGCGUUGCUUUCGCCGGCCAAGGCUCUCUUGCCUGGCGGACUAUGAUCCAAGCGUGCUUUCAAGGCGACAGUUUAAUUGACUUUCUAGAAGAGAAGAGAGUGGUUGUGGGACACGACAGUUUAAAAUACAUAUCUAUGAUCAGUGUAAAAGGCAAAUUUGUUUGCUUUUUUCUUUUUGUCAUUGAUCCUUCUUGUUUCCUGCUUUUAAAAAACGGGAGCAAUCUGUAUUUAGGGUAAAAAAUCAGAAAAUUCUUUCGUUCAAA